Messenger RNA from Ectocarpus sp. CCAP 1310/34, 1698 nucleotides. NCBI's taxonomy places the organism in Eukaryota, Phaeophyceae, Ectocarpales, Ectocarpaceae. The record is from the annotation of a GenBank genome assembly.
AUGUUCUUCCUCUGUUUCUUGUCAAAGUUUAUUCGGUUGGACUUGAACGUGCCCACGAUCAUCGUUUUGGCCACCGUGGCCAUUUCGUUCGUCGCAGACUCCUUUGUCCUCGUCUUGAACGUGGACGGACCGGGGUCGACCCAAUCGCAGCAGCAGCUGAUGAACGUGGAUGGGCCGAUGGAGUCAACACAGCAGCAGCAGCAGCAGCAGCCGAUUGACGCGAAUGGGCCGACGGUGUCGACACAACCGCAGCAGCAGCCGACGGAACGGGCUCCCAUGUGGACAGUAGCGAACGUGGGCACGACCACUGAAAGCAAGGGCCGCGAUGCAACCAAGAGGGUGCACAAACGGCGCGUCCGGUGGCCCACUAGGGUCGUUGCGAAGGAAAACGCGCGCAUACUUGAAGCUUGUUUGGGUGAUGAUGAGCUGACCGACUUCAUGGAAAGAAGCAAGGCAAAGGCCGAUGAAAAAGCGGAAGAGAUCGAGGGUACGUGUUCCCGUGCGGGGAAGGAGCCGCCCCAUGCAAUCACAUCGAUCCCUCUCAUCGCCAAACUACUCACUCCAGGGUUAUGCGAUGACCCUGGCAUAAUGCAUCAGUGGGGUCUCCUGGAGAAACGGACCGACGGCGUUGUGACACUGGAAGCCGAGCAACGGCGGUUCGUUAUCCACCUGGUCACGACGUACGUGAACAUGAUAACUCAUGUCGUGCCGGCUAGACUCGCAAACAUGAGAGGAAAACGGAAGGAGGAGCUGGACCAAAUCAUCAACCGGGUGAACACCCUGCGGGACCUGAUGCUGAGAGUCUUCACCGAUGCCGCCGUGAAGGACACCCUGCCUGCGAUUUUCUGGGAGGUAUAUGGGAACAAGGAUUUGCGCGAGUUCGCCGAAGAGACUGGAUCGCUCAGAGAGAUUAACUUCCUGGAUCGUCUUGAGUGUGCCCACAACACCGAGUUGUCUGGAAAAUCGUUCACCGGAGAGGUUGUGACUAGAGUGUCGGUCGUUGGGUGUGGGAUUCUGGACGCUGCAAAGCAUGGGAUUCUUCAACGGGACUCGCUGGACUCGAAUUACUUCAGCCACGCGCGAUUGGCAAGAAGCCCUUCACUGAUGGGGAAUGCUCCGUUCAGCAAACUGACGCGAGCGUCGGUCAAGGAGCGCCGGUUGAGGGUCAUCGUGGUGGAUCAAACUCCAGAGGAGCGGGAGAAAAGCAUCGAUACGUGCAUGGCAGCUAUCGCCAAGAAUGGGUGCGGACGCCUGAUGGACACCGUCAAGAAGCAUGACCCCGGCUUCGUCGAGUGGGGGAAGGAACAUCUUGCAAAGGCGAAAAUAAAUUCAACCAUUUGGUCUAGCAGGGAGGAGUUCAUCGAAAAGCCCGAUGACGGCCGCUCUGAAGACAAUCUGGAGGGAAAAGCUCCCGAGGAGAUUAAACAUGGGCAGCGGAGGGUGGCGAACCUCAUGGCGAAGCUAGAGGUAGGUGAUGAUUUCACGUGUAAAGAUAUCUCCGUCUUCAGCGUGGCUCUGAAGCUGCCUGGCUGCUCGCAGCAGCCGUUUUGUAUGGUGGCCAGUCAAAUGUACUACGACGCGAAGGAGAAGAGGAUCAAGAUUCGGCUGCUAGACGGAAAGCAGACGAAUGAAACCAAGCAAGAUCCCUCGAGAUUUUGCAUGGAAAAUGAACUAGAGGGUGGGGAGGUCGUGGAGUAG